Dendronephthya gigantea is the source of this 5846-nucleotide messenger RNA. RefSeq names its product SCO-spondin-like. Gene Ontology annotation, cellular component: extracellular matrix. NCBI's taxonomy places the organism in Eukaryota, Metazoa, Cnidaria, Anthozoa, Malacalcyonacea, Nephtheidae. Gene Ontology annotation, molecular function: calcium ion binding. The transcript has 27 exons. The record is from RefSeq and is a predicted model, not a curated record. Bases 294 to 5846 code for a protein of 1850 amino acids.
ACUCAAAUGCUGCGUGUACAGCAAAUGAUGACAAUUCCUUCAACUGUACGUGUAAUUCUGGUUACAGCGGGAAUGGGACAGUUUGUAAAGAUGUUGACGAAUGUAAAGAGGACACAUCGCCUUGCCAUGCCAAUGCCACAUGUAAGAACGGUAUUGGGAAUUUUACUUGCACUUGUAAAGAUGGGUUUACUGGCAAUGGAACCUAUUGUAAUGACACUAACGAAUGUCAUAAUGCGACAUACCCUUGUCAUGCUGAUGCCGAUUGCGUCAACAUUCCUGGAAAUUAUACGUGCAUGUGUAAGCCAGGUUUCAGCGGUGAUGGACAGGACUGUAUGGCAAUCGACUGUGAUGUGUUAAAUUGUGGUUCAACUGAAAUGUGCGUGUCAAUAAAUGGGAUAUAUCAGUGUGUUUGCAGUCCAGAUUAUAAGGGGGAAAAUUGUGAUGAACUUAUCGUGGGGAAAUGUUAUGCCAGAGGUGAUCCACAUUACACGACAUUUGAUGGCACACACUACGACUUCAUGGGCACAUGUGAAUAUACCUUGGCAAAAGACUCUGUAAACAACACCUUCGAAAUUCGACAAGUGAAUGAGCCUUGUGGCAGUGGAUUGGUUGCCUGCACUAAAUCGAUAUCUCUCACUAUUCCUAAUUAUGUUGUUGUCCUUGAAAGGAACCGUGUAAAAGUGAAUGGUGCAACUAUAACCCCGCCUAUGAAUUACACAGAUGCAAUGAUGAGUAUUUACAAGGAAGGGUCUGCGACACGAGUCAGCGUAACGAACGGCGCAAUAAAAAUCAUUUGGAACAAUGUAUUUAAUGUUGAAAUUCUGGUGUAUGGUCGAUAUCGGGAGAAGGUUGUUGGUCUAUGUGGAACUUUCAAUGAUGAUAGUUCCGAUGACUUCCUCACAUCCGGUAAUAUGACAGCAGGAAACGUGACAGCAUUUGGUAACUCGUGGAAGACGGAUCCGGCUUGCGCUGACGCGCCAACAGUUGAACAUCCCUGCAUUACAAACCCCAAUCGUACUGAAAUUGCCCGACGGGAUUGUUCAGCUCUCUUAAAGGCACCAUUUUGGGCGUGUAAUGAAACAAUCAACGCAACAGAACAGUAUUUCAUCGCAGAUUGUGAAUAUGAUAUGUGUGCUUGUGAAAACAACCCUGCCGCGUGUCUCUGUCAAAUUUUUGAUUCCUACGCUGCCGCGUGUGCCGCUGAGAUGGUGACUUUUGACUGGAAAAAUGAUUUCCCUCGAUGCAGUACUCCAUGUGCAAGCUCUCCAUGUUUCAAUGGUGCAACUUGUGUUGACGAGGGUGCCACCAGCUACACCUGCCAAUGUCGUGAUGGAUAUGUGGGUGAUCGUUGUGAUAUAAAAGAUGUUUGCGAUAUUCCUGCCCGCAUAGCCUAUGGCGACAAUGAAAUAAACUACGAAGUAACUUUGGAUAACGUGACAACAUUAAGACGUAUUAGUACCGUAGGAGCGCAAGAUUUGGAUUAUGAUCCCGUGUCUCGACGAUUGUUUUACUACAAUUCAAACAACUUCUAUAGCAUGGAACUAGAUGGUUCGGACCUAAAAAAUUUAGGUGAAGUGAGGCAGGUUACCAGAUUCACAGUCGAUGGAAGAAAUAAUAUCAUCUAUUACGUUCACGAAUCAACUGACACAGUUUAUAUGUUUAAUUUGACGGAUUCGGAAAACGUUGAAGUUAGUGAUUUGAAAAGUGUUACCAGUGUUAAAGACGUGGAUAUGGACAGCAAAAAUGGCUUUUUGGUAAUCGCGGCAGCAAGUGGUGAAAAUAUAGUCCGAUAUAACGUUGACACAAAAGAUCUGAAUGUACUCAAAGUAGUCGGCAAUUUCCCUCAGGAUUUGUCUGUUGAUGGCGAUAACGAACUGGUCUAUUGGGUAAACUUUGAUGCUGAUACAGGGAAACAAAGAGUCAUGAGCACCUCCUACGGUGGUUACACAAAUGAUUUAAAUAUCACUUUUGAUUCCACGAUUGAAAUAGCUCAUGAUGAACUCUACCUUUUUGUUCUUUUUGUUUCUGAUGUAAUGGUCUACAAAUAUAAGAAAAGCACACUGGAACGUAUGGGAAACAUUACUGUUCCUAUUGGAACGAAAGGAAUCGAUGUUGCAUUUGAUCAAGAUGAAUGUUGUAUUGGCACAUUCUGUCAUGAGCAGUCCACCUGUGUCAAUUCCGUUGCUAACUUCACUUGCACCUGUAACAAUGGAUAUUCUGGAAAUGGAACAUUUUGUAAAGAUAUCGACGAAUGCGCUGAAGAACGUUGUCAUCCGAACGCUACUUGUCAAAACAAUCCUGGAUCUUUUAAAUGUGAUUGCAAUCCAGGCUUCACUGGCAGUGGCGUAGAUUGUGCAGCAACCAACUGCAGUGUUCUGGAAUGCGGACAGAAUCAGGUUUGCGACAACGUGGGCGGGAUAUUUCAGUGUGUCUGUCAUGAUGAUUAUACUGGUGCCGAUUGCAGCGAACUUCUGAAAGCCUCUUGCAAAGCUCGAGGUGAUCCACACUACUCAACAUUUGAUGGAACAACGUACGACUUUAUGGGCGAUUGUGAGUACGUACUGGCCCGACACAAGAGUACGAACCCUCUUUUUGAGAUCAGACAAAAGAAUGAAGUUUGUAACGGAUUUGCGACUUGUACGAAAUCAGUUACUAUAUCCUUACCAAUGUUAACCAUAAAACUUGCCAGAGGUAGUAUUAUGAUUAAUGACAGCGUAGGAGAUCUUGGCACGUAUGGAGGGGUAACUAUUUCAAAACCUUCUGGCAAUAAUAUAUUAGUAACAACUGAUAUUGGGCUAGAAAUUUUCUGGAACAACGCUGCGAACGUGAGAGUUACUGUCCUGGGUAGAUAUAAAAAUCAAACGGAUGGUCUCUGUGGUACAUAUAACGACAUGACAUCAGAUGACUUCAUGACCUGGAAUGGUUCAAUUGUAACUGAUCCAGUAGCGUUUGGUAAUUCUUGGAAAGUUGACCCGAACUGUGAUGAUGCUAGUGUUCAUGCUAAUCCAUGUGAUAAGGAUGCGGUGUUGGCAGCGAGAGCUCGAGAUAACUGUUCAGCUUUGCUUUAUUCUCCUUUCAAUGCCUGUGCAAGCAAAAUAAAUGCGACGGAAGAAGGAUACAUCAAAGACUGUGAAUUUGAUGUCUGUGCCUGUGGUGAUCGUAAUCCUGAUGCCUGUUUGUGUCAAAUCUUAGCUGCUUACGUUUCUGAUUGUGAAUCAGAAGGCGAGAAAAUCAACUGGCUCUCUUUGCCCCAGUACAAUUCCAGUUGCACCUCUCCGUGCGCAAGCUUCCCCUGUUAUAAUGAUGGUACUUGUUCAGAGACCUCUGGGACGUUCACAUGCGACUGUCCUGCUGGUUUUACUGGUCAACGCUGUGAAAUCGAAGUGAAGAGCUGUAAUGACCUCUCUUGCUCAAAAAAUCAAGUUUGUGAAAAAAUAGGUGAUACAUACCAAUGCGUCUGCCAUGAAGACUAUAAAGGCGAGACUUGUGAAGACAUAAUCGAAGCGACGUGUGUAGCUCGUGGAGAUCCUCAUUACAGCACACUCGAUGGAAAACGUUUUGACUUCAUGGGUAAAUGCGAAUAUGUUCUGGCUAAAGACAGAGUAAACAAUACAUUUGAAGUAAGACAAGAAAAUGAACCUUGUGGAAAUGGACUAGUAACGUGUACGAAAUCAAUAACAGUCAUCUUCCGCGAUGUAACUAUUAAACUCAAAAGGGGAUCAACUUCAGUUAAUGGUGGUGAGGUAACACUGCCGUUCUCAUAUAAAGGUGUCAACAUCACAACUGAGAACCGUCGAACAUCGGUCAUAAGUGAUUAUGGUGUGAAUGUAUUUUGGAACAAUGUCUACAACGUAAGAGUGGUUGUUCGAGGUCGAUACUUGAACAGAACAUCAGGUUUAUGUGGUUAUUAUAACGAAAUGGAAGAUGAUGAUUUCUGGACGUCUUACGGAACAAUCGUAACUGAUCCAGUAGAGUUUGGAAAUUCUUGGAAAGUUGAUCCUACAUGUGAAAAUGCAACUACAGUGGACCACCCAUGUGACGCCAAUUUAGAGAGAAGAUUGAUAGCACGAGAGAAUUGUUCAGCAUUACUUAAACCACCCUUCAGUAAUUGUUCCAGUUAUAUCAAUGCAACUGAAGAAGGAUAUAUUGCAGAUUGUGAAUAUGAUAUGUGUGCUUGUGAAGAUGAUCCUGUUGUUUGUUAUUGUCAAGCUCUUGAAGCUUAUGCUGAUGAUUGUUCACCCCAUGUUAAUAUAAAGUGGAUGGAAUUAAAUGAAUAUGCAAUUUGUCGUACCCCAUGUGCAAGUGCUCCGUGUUAUAAUGGCGGAAGUUGUAAAAAUGUUGAUUCCUCGUCGUUUGAAUGUAGUUGUCCUGCAGGAUUCCUGGGAGAUAGAUGUGAAAUUAAGGAUCGUUGCCAAAUACCAUAUUUAUUCUUCUCAACAUCAUUGGGAACGGUGUCUUAUAAUACAGAAAACUCCACAAAUAUCCCAAUGAAGGUUGACGAUCGAGCAAACGCCUUAUUGUCAUAUGAUGGUAUCAACAAACGGUUGUAUCUCUACAUCUCUCAGGAAAUAAUAAGUUACUACCUGGAUGGAUCUGAUGUCACCGUAAUGUCACUCAAAGAUGCGGACUUCUUCACUGUUGAUGGAAGACGAAAUGUGAUAUAUUAUUAUCAUGCUUUGCAUUCAAGAAUUUGGAUGUACAAUAUUACUGAUGGUCAGAACACUGCCGUUGAUGAUCUUAGCGAUGUGGCAUCUGUGAAAGAUGUGGAGAUAGACAUGACUAACGGUUAUCUCUACAUAGCCCGGGCAAAUAAUCCUCCAUUCAUUCGUUACAAUCCAGCUGAUGGCUCCAUGAAACUGUUCGACAACGUUUUUGGCUCAGCGCAGUCGAUUUCCGUUGAUGAAUACGAUGAUGUUAUCUACUGGGCUAAUUUCCAAGAUGGCGUGCACAAGAUUAUGAAAACUUCCAUGAACGAGGAAACAGUGUAUUUAAACAUCACAUAUGCUGACCAAAUCGAGUUGGCAACCGAUGUUUUUAAUUUGUAUGUCCUUAAAAAAGGCAGCACCUCUAUCGAUAGAUAUUUAAAAGCAUCGCUUGAAAAGCAAGGAAACAUUACCUAUGAUUAUGCUAUAUCCGACCUUAUUAUUACAUAUGACGAAGAUGAAUGUUGUGUUGGAACUUUCUGCCACGUGAACUCUUCAUGUGCAAAUUCUCUCGGUAGUUUUAAUUGUUCCUGCAACGAUGGCUUUUCAGGAAAUGGCUCGUAUUGUGAAGAUAUCAACGAAUGUUCAGUAAACAACCCGUGCCACCAAAAUGCUACCUGCUCAAAUAAUAUUGGGUCAUUCCGGUGUGAUUGUGAUGAAGGUUUUGAAGGAAAUGGCCGUGAUUGUGAAGCAACCAACUGCAGUGUUAUAAGUUGUGGUGAGAAUGAACGAUGUGAUCAAGUGAAUGGCCUCUUUAAGUGUGUUUGCAAAGACGAUUAUAAAGAACCUGAUUGUCUUUUAGCUGAAGCGACGUGUGUAGCUUAUGGAGAUCCUCAUUACAGGACACUCGAUGGAAAACGUUUUGACUUCAUGGGUAAAUGCGAAUAUGUUCUGGCUAAAGACAGAGUAAACAACACAUUUGAAGUAAGACAAGAAAAUGAACCUUGUGGAAAUGGACUAGUAACAUGUACGAAAUCAAUAACAGUCAUCUUCCGGGAUGUAACUAUUAAACUCAAAAGGGGAUCAACUUCAGUUAAUGGUGGUGAGGUAACACUGCCGUUCUCAUAUAAAGGCGUAAACAUUUCCAAGCACGGAAGUGGUCAAGUAAUAACAAGUGAUUAUGGUGUGAAAGUCGAUACUUAA